AUGAAGUCUUUUGGUACCGUCUUUGCCGUCAUCCUUGCGGCGUCUCAAGCACUUGUUCUCGCUAAGUCGGUAUCGCCGUCCGUCACGGCACUCUCUUCGACCGUCGGCCCAUCCACCACGUACACCGACGGCCCAUCCGCCACGUACACCUCGGACGACCCGUCCUCCACGUACCCCGCAGACCCAAUCGACAGUUCUGCCGCGGAGACCGCGAACGCGACGUUGGCCGACUCCGCCAGCGCGACGGUGACCACCCCCGCCAACGCAACGUCCACCCACGUCUCCAACGCCUCCUCCCUCGCGAGCGGCUCCCACGCGAACGUGACCUCCUCCGGCGCCGCCGCGAGCCAGACCACUGCCAUGUUGAACGGGACCCCGAGCAACUCGAACCAGUCCAAGCCGGACGCAGGCAACGGCGCGUUUGCCGGUGCGUCCGUCGACGUCCGGACCGGGCUCGCGGCGAUCCUCGUGGUCGGGGCUGCCGUCGCAUUCGGCUUCUAG
Epithele typhae is the source of this 501-nucleotide messenger RNA. RefSeq lists its product as uncharacterized. The coding region runs from base 1 to 501 and encodes 166 amino acids. The transcript is spliced from 2 exons. Lineage: Eukaryota; Fungi; Basidiomycota; Agaricomycetes; Polyporales; Epitheliaceae. The record is from RefSeq and is a predicted model, not a curated record.